Molecule: messenger RNA, 546 nt
Organism: Raphanus sativus (radish)
Lineage: Eukaryota; Viridiplantae; Streptophyta; Magnoliopsida; Brassicales; Brassicaceae
Product: jacalin-related lectin 25-like
Exons: 2
Coding region: 1-546 (181 amino acids)
Source: RefSeq, a predicted model, not a curated record
AUGAUAAGAGCAGGACAUGUAGGGAGAUGGAGAAGAGCGAUAUGGAACCGUGGUAAACUUGCCGAGCUGGAUUCUGAAUGGUACUUUCCAGAAGACACUGAAUGGGACGAGAAGGGACGGACCAUGAUCUCUCACAUCUACGUUUCUUAUGACAAAACCAUAACAUCUAUUCAGUUUGGCUACUAUGAAAACGAAGCUCUAGUCCUGUCUGAAAAGUAUGGUCCCCCUCACAUCCCUGGUAACUUUUCAAUGGAGUUUGUGACGGUGAAACUGGUUCAAGAUGAGUAUGUGACUGGAUUGAGUGGAAAUCAAAGAUUUUUAGAAGGAAUCAGUAAUUUGACUUUUCACACUAACCUUGGGAAGCACGGACCCAUUGGAAAGUUCAAGGAUAACUAUCCAAAUAGUUUCAAUGUUUUUGAUCCAGAAAUACGUGAUCAACGUGGGUUUGGGGGUUUCUUUGGGUCUUACAAUUCAUACGGUCUAUCAUCUAUUGGUAUCUAUGCUAAUCCCACUGCAAGUUCCGAGACCGUGAAAACAUUUGACUAA